Molecule: messenger RNA, 2412 nt
Organism: Chelmon rostratus (copperband butterflyfish)
Lineage: Eukaryota; Metazoa; Chordata; Actinopteri; Chaetodontiformes; Chaetodontidae
Gene: lacc1
Product: laccase (multicopper oxidoreductase) domain containing 1
Exons: 5
Coding region: 134-1411 (425 amino acids)
Molecular function (GO): copper ion binding
Source: RefSeq, a predicted model, not a curated record
GGCUUUCCAGUGUGGGCGGAGCGAGGCUGCAGCUGGCCGGUGCAGGAAGUGCGGGGUCUGCCGGAGUUACACCGUCAUAAACCCGCACAGACACGGAACUCUGACUCUGAGGUUCUCCUCUCGGCUGUUUGCGAUGUGUGAGGCCGUCCUGGUGGAUCUGGUUCACGGCUGCUGUCCGUCAUGCACCGGCGCGUCUCUGCUGGAGGAAUCCGCAUCAGACCCGCAUGUGUUCCUGCUGUGCGGGAGAAGUCACCGGGACAGAAGCGGCUUCUCAGGUCCGGAUCUGAGCUCGUUCAGCAGCGUGCACGUCCUGGACUCCGGCUCCACCGCCGAGUGCCUGUACCGAUUCAAGCAGACCGUGGACCGGCUGGACCUGAGCUCCGUCAGGGUCCUCACAUCCCCACAUGGCCGAGACGUGCUGCGUGUGUACCAGGGGCAGCUCUUCACGGCCGUGUACACCUUUGACUACAAGGUGAAGUCCGUGGACAACCUCACCUGCCCGAGCUGCAGAGGCUCCGCCCACACGGACUCACCUGGUGAAGGAGUCGUAGAAGAAGUUUCGAGGUUCCUCCAGCAGCUGCCCGCCCUGAAGGGAGAGGUCACAGUCCUGAAGUCAACACUGAUCCCAGACUGUUUCGGUCAUGGCUUCAGUACUCGGACGGGCGGUGUGUCCUACAUCCCGACUCUGUCCUCCUUGAAUCUGUUCAGCAGCAGGAGCAGGAGGGACCCCGGGGCUGUAGUGCAGGAGAACAGACGGCGCCUGGGCCUCCGUGCUGGUUUCCACCAUCAGCUGCUACGUCUGGUCAAGGUGAACCACGCCAGCGAUGUUUGGGUCCUGGGGAAGGACGAGCCGGAGAGCUACGACGCCAUGCUAACCAAUCAGACCGGAGUGGUUUUAGCUGCUCCGGGAGCCGACUGCAUGCCGAUCCUGUUCGCUGAUCCGGUGUCAAAGGUCAUCGGCGUCGCUCAUGCAGGUUGGAGAGGGACCCUGAUGGGAGUCGCUACGGCGACGGUGGAGGCCAUGGUGACGGAGUUUGGUUGCCGUCUGAGCGACAUCGUGGUGGCGGUGGGGCCGUCGGUGGGCUCGUGUUGUUUCACCCUGGACAAAGAUCACGCGAUGGAGUUCAGCCGCAUCCAUCCAGACUGCGUCCUUGAUCCAGAGUCAGUCACACCACAUGUGAACAUCCGCCUCGCCAACAGAGUUCUCCUUCAGAAAGGCGGCGUCCUGCCCGAACACAUCCAUGACGACACGGUGACGGAGCGGCCCGGCGUGACGCCCUGCACCUCCUGCCACCCCGAGGCCUUCUUCUCCCACCGCAGAGACGGAACCAACUUCGGCACCCAGGUGGGCUUCCUGUGGAUCAAAGGAACGGGGGACCAGGCCAGACCCCCAGCAGGGGAGACGGUCUGACGGGAGAGACGUCGUUCAGCUGGUAGAAACAGCUGCUGGAACUAAAUCAAUACGUCCCUUUACUUUAUAUCCUGUGGUGGAAUGUAACUAAGUAUGUCUACUCAAGUACUGCAUUUAAGGACAAAUUUGAGGUACUUGUACUUUGUUGCAGUCCUGUUCAAAAUGAGCUCCACCUCAACCAGCUCAGGCAGUCAAAUCCUGCUGACAUGAACGACUGAGUCACAAUAAUCUGAUGAGAUCAGAAAGAACAGCAGAACAGUCACAGGGACGUUUUACUUUAAAUACUUUAAGUACAUUUUCCUGAUUACAUGCUUUGAGUUAUAUUUUCAAUGUAGAACUUUUCACAGUAUCACAGAGUAUUUUCAGUGUACUUCAGUAUACUUCCACUCUUCUGUCUGAUUAUAAGUUGAAGUGAAAUAUUUAAUCAUUUCUGCAUAUUAAUGUUAGUGUUAAAUCAAUGUUAACUGCACUGUUGAAGUGAUUUUAUUGAACAGAAUCAAAUUAAGAUCAGCAGCUGUUGUUAAUGUGCCUGUAAUGAGACGUUCAUGUGCAGGCCGGGGACGUGGGAAAUUUGGCCGCUGUGGGUUUAUUAGUAUCACUACUCUGGAGACAUUAUGGUAACAUUUAUAUCCUGGAAAUGAACAUCCUGACCUCUGAACUGAGAGGUUGAAUCGACCAUCUGGGAGGUUUUAAAAUAUUGAGGUUUUCACAUCCAGAACAUCAAACUGAGAGACAGUAAAGUUCUCUUUUAUUGGUCGAAACAGGCAGCCUCCGCACUCAGCAGUCACUUCCCAAAAAACGCUUAGUCUUACUUUGUUUGAAUACACAUAAUGUACAAACUGCUGACGGAGGAAAGCUUUAAGAUAAGUCCACCGAUCUGUUUUUCAUUUAGACCAGCCAUGUCCAAACUAUUCCGUAAAGGGCCGUGUGGCUGCAGGUUUUCGUUCCAACCAAGGAGGAGCGCACCAGGCUGGACUCAUUUAAUCAGCUGAUGUCCCUUU